This is a messenger RNA of Anopheles cruzii, 701 nucleotides long. Its product is annotated as pyrethroid hydrolase Ces2a-like. The annotation marks the transcript as partial. The record is from RefSeq and is a predicted model, not a curated record. Lineage: Eukaryota; Metazoa; Arthropoda; Insecta; Diptera; Culicidae. The transcript has 2 exons.
AUGGAGCUCAUCGAGGACGGUGCGUACCAGGCGGUUCCUCUGUUGACCGGGUUCAACAACUUGGAGUCGAUACUGUUAAUAAUGCAGGAGGACGUCACUCCCAGCCUGUACGACACGUUCAACGAGCACUCGAACUAUUUGGUGCCGAUGGCAUGGAACAUCUCGAAAGGUAGUUCCGAUGCUGGUGUCAUUAGUGAGACAUUCGCGCAGUUCUACUGGCAAGGCCAGACGCUUGGACCGGAGUUGUUGGAACAAUUCUCCUUGUACAUGACCGACGCAAUGUUCGCGAUCGGUGUACUAGAGAUAGCGAAACUGCAUUCAACCCGGAUGCCGGUCUACGUCUAUCACUUCAGCUACGACGGUGACCUGAACCUGUUCAAAAAGCCACUGGGCGUCUCAAUACCGGGUGCGGUACACGGGGACGAGCUUUACUACAUGUUCGACGCGAAGACACUUAUGAGCGAACAACUUCCCGUCACUGGCCAUGCGCUCACGGUCCGCAAGCGAAUGCUCCGACUUUGGACUAACUUUGUCAAGUAUGGAAACCCAACUCCGGUAGUGGAUCCCGUGCUGCAGAACAUUGUGUGGCCACAGCUUGACGGCGACACGGUCAAUGUCGUGCUAAACAUUGACCACGAUCUGAUGCUCGGACCGAAUCCUAUCGCUUCCCGCUACGAACUGUGGCAGAGUUUGGCGCAAAG